Messenger RNA from Toxoplasma gondii ME49, 4512 nucleotides. Its product is annotated as zinc carboxypeptidase superfamily protein. Gene Ontology annotation, biological process: proteolysis. Gene Ontology annotation, molecular function: zinc ion binding; metallocarboxypeptidase activity. The coding region runs from base 547 to 4512 and encodes 1321 amino acids. Lineage: Eukaryota; Apicomplexa; Conoidasida; Eucoccidiorida; Sarcocystidae. The record is from RefSeq and is a predicted model, not a curated record. The transcript is spliced from 13 exons.
AUUCGUACUCUCUCCUUUUCGAUCGUCGCGGUUCACUUUCGGUAUGUGUGUGACUCAGUGGAAUGGUCUAUGAAUGUCGCUGGUGUCAAAUGGCAGCCACCAUGCCUCCUCCCAAGCUCUUCUUGGAAUGAGUGGCGGGUGACCAGGUCUGUGAGUCUCUCGCUGCUAAAUUGGGUUGAGUAAAACUCGUUAUGUCCGAGCAUGUGAGUUGGACGGACGGUUUUCUUCUUCUCUGUGAGGCUCCGGAAACCGACGCGGGUGCGUCUUCGGCAUUUCCCUCCGCAGUCUCCCGUGGCACGAGCCUGUUUUCUCCUGCAGGAUGCCAUGUUUCUCUCUCGUUUGAGCACUCUGUUUGACUCUCCACUUUAAGUUAAGGAGUCUGUUUCCUACAGUCUGAAGCGCUCCAUGCAGGUGCCUACUGCUGCAUUGCGUUGCAACAUUCGUUCGAUGGGAACAAGUCCAGUCGAACAGAGACACAAUCGGAUCUAACAGAUUCCUUCUGCUUUUCCUCCAUCUUCGGCAUCCCUUCAACCUUCUUCGUGCGAGAUGACGGGUGACGCGGUGCCGUCAAUAGCUCGCAGGUUCCGCGCAUGGAGACCCACCGCCUUUCUGCUGCUGGCUUGUCCCUACCUGAAUCUGCUUCUUUCGAGUUUCAGCUGGGCAUCCAGUUCAGAAGAAAGUCCUUCUUCUCUCACCACACACGUCGGUAGCCGGGACCUCGUCGAGUCCGCCGACUCCGUAGAAGUUCUGUCUCCUCUGGCUACCACGAGCCAGCUGUUCUCUUCCGUCUCGGUCUCCUCCCUUUCCUCGGCUUCGGCCGAUGGUGUCUCGCCGUCUGUCACUGCUUCCUUGCCUUCGAAGCAUCUUUCGUCUUCCUCCACACAGCCUGCAGCUUCUUCUCCAAAGUCUCUUUCCUCUUCCCCGCGAUCAGCGGCUUAUCGUCCCUCGCUUCCUCGUCUCGCUCCUCAUCUUUCCAACGCUCGGCCUCCUCCCUCUUCUCUUUCCUCGCCUUCUGCCGUGUCUUCCUCUUUGGAUAUCCCUUCUUCUUCCUCAUCUUCCUCGUCGUCUUUCUCUUCCCCUUUCUUUCCUUCUUCCCCUUCUCUUCCGUCUUCCUCAUCUGCCUCUUCUUCUUUUUCUUCUUCCUCGAGAGGCCAGGUUGCCAUCACUUCGUUUGCCUUUUCUUCCUCCUCUGCUAUCAGUCGCAACGCGUCGGCGCCUGUCUCCUUCGAGUCCUUCAUUCCGCGCAGCUUGUCCGCCAACGCCACAGUUGCCUCUGGCGCGCGUCCCAGCGAAGCUUCGUCGAGCGCAGAAGAUCCUCGAGGAGUGGUGAACGAUCCGUUCUUCCUCCUCGACCAUGGAUCUAUGCCGUAUGGCUAUCCAACUUACGAUGAAGCCUUUCGCAUGAUGAAUCAGUUGCUUCAGACCUACGGGCCUUCUCUUAUCUCUGAGCACCGCAUCGGUCACUCUUUUGAAGGUCGUCCGAUUGUCGCCUUCCGUGUCGGCGGCUUGCUGAAGCGCCGGGGAGGUGCCUCGGUCUCGCCGUCUCUGUCUCCUCCGGUUCCCUCGCCUCUGGGAGGCGGGAGUGCAGCUCCAGGGCAAACUCGAGAGCAGCGAAGCAGUGACGAGAGCCCUCUCUCUGCGAGUGGCGAAAGAAAGCAGGACGAGGAGUUUCCUGAGAUUCUCCUCACAGGCCUCCAUCAUGCCCGGGAACCGAUGAGCAUGACCAUGUGCAUCUACUUCAUGGCUCGGCUUCUGCGGGACUGCCAAGCAGGGGAGGCCGAGGCCGUGUACUUGAUGCACUUGCGCGAGUUUUGGGUUGUGCCUUUCCUCAAUCCGGACGCGUAUGUGGCGAUCGAGAAGACUGGAAACACACAGCUCCGCAAAAACCGCCGACGCUUUAGCUCCGAGGGUCGACCGGCUCAUGCGAAGCUCGAAGACGAAGGCGUCGACCUAAACAGAAACUAUGCGUUCCACUUCCUUCUCGCGCAAUCUGAAGGAAGCGACGACUACGGAGGUCCGUUCCCCUUCAGCGAGCCAGAGACGGCAGCAGUGAAGUUCCUUGUGGAGCAGUAUCGACGUUCGAGUCCGCCAACGCCGCCUCCUCCCGCGUCUCCCUCGUCUGCCUCGUCUUCCGAGCUUCACCGCAUGAUCGACUUUUCGCCUCCGCAGUCGUCUUCGUUCCUCGAGGACUUGGGCCGCUUUGAGGUUGCCCUCAACUUCCACACUUACGGCGAAGUCUGGACGCGACCGUUCAACUGCUGCAAAGAGAUGCCUCUGCCUCGCUGGGCGCAGAGAGCCUUCGAGGAACUCCAAGUAUCUCUGGCUAUUCCAACUUUGAACAGUGCACCGAACAUCGCGGUUUUAGGGUACCCUACUCAGGGGGAAGCUGACGACUGGCUGCUACAUGAACACAACGUGCUAUCGACUUCGCCGGAAAUUGGGUGGGAAGAAGGCAGCUUUUGGCAGACCGUCGGCAAACAAAGAGAGUCUCUGGAAGUCAAUUUCGCAAGAAUCGUCACGGCGGCUGUUAAGGCGGGAAGCGAGCUGGGUGUGCGCCUCAGUUUGGGGUGGAGACACUUUCCGCCGUCGGACGGGGAGAAGGAGAUGGGGGAGGAGACAGUUUCAAAGCUCGAGGGUGGCGACGACUUUCUUCGGGAGCCAGACGGAGAAGAAGAACGCGGCUUCAGGCGAAGCUUAAGGCGCAGGAUUCGAGAGCGAAAUGAAAGGAACGUGGAAGAACCUACCGACAACACCACCUCGACGGGGGCGACGAGCAACGUCCUCCAAAACGCUGUGCCGAGCGAUCGGCUGGCGUUCGUGGAGGAGACGCUGAAGCAGAAAGGUUGGAAGUCGAUUCUCGAGUUACAGGCGAACGCCACAGUCUCUAUGCACGUCAUCGAGGUGGUGAAUACCGGCCUCCUGCCUCUCCACGGAUCUGCCACACUUCUCUUUCUAACCGGCCUUCCCCUCUUCUCUUCCCCUCUUGUCGCGACUUCUCUCUCCUCCCUGUUCACGAGUGUGGAGGACGCGGCCGCUUCCGCGCCGUCCCCCCUGCGCUCGCGCUUGGAGCCUCGGUUCACUGGCAGUCGAUCGAAAAUCGAAUUGCCUCCUCCGGAGGCCCUGCGCACCUUCCAGGCUUUCCAGUCUUACCAGUCUUCCUUGUCUCCUUCUCGCUCUCCUUCUUCUCCUUCUUCUCGCUCGCCGUCUCCUUCUCCUUCUCGCUCGCCGUCUCCUUCUUCUGGUUUGAACGAUCUGCGUUGGGGUGUCUUGGACGAGGAGAGAGCCGACGAACCGGCUGGAGAGAAGGGAGAGGAUUGGUAUUUCCUAGCGUUUGAUGAGAAGUGGAAGACGGUUUUCCCCGUUUCUGUGGUCUCGCCCUCGAGUCGCUUCGUCGAGGGAGACGCGACGGAGGAGGGUCCUGAGCUUCCAGGAUUGCUAGUCGAGAUCCCCUCGGCCGUUCGCGGCCGUGACUUUGACAGCGGCGACGCUGGCGUUGUGCGUGUGCAUCUUCUUCUGCUCGAGACGAAGAGCGAUGCUGCCUUUCCUCCCGAGUUUUCUCCGCGUUCGGAGCGCCGGCCAUCUCAGGAGAGAUCCGCCUCUUCCCGAGACCGACGUCGCUCUCAGCGUCCUGCUGUCGGUGCAUGCGUCCUCGAGACUGGACCGCGUGAGCUCAAGCUUUCACCUCAAAGCGGAGAAGCGUCCGAGGCGCGAACCGUGCCGUUGUUUUGCCGCUGUGGGGCCGUGAAGACUGAAGCAGAGGAAGCCGACCUGUCUGGAGUCGAGCACGAAGGCGACUUCAAGUGGAUUUCUCUCCCGCUCUUCCUCGAAAACAACGCAUCCAGUCGUCUCUGUGCCGCAUCUCUCCGUCUCGCCUCUCGCCGUUCUUCUUCUGCCUCCGCGGCCUCUUCUUCGGUGUCGUUUUCUCUCGCUUCCUACAUUUCUUCGUACAUUUCUGCCUCUCUUUCUUCCUACUUCUCUCCAUACAUUUCGGCUGUCUUCUCUUCGCUGGAGACACCUGGAGGACGAAACGAAGGGAGACGCCUAGAGGGUCGGUGGCGAGGAGACUGUUUCUUAGGAGAUCUGGACGCUCCUCUCCUCUACGCCAAUCGCAGAUCUUCUGUGUCGUUCGCCGCUUUGCUGCUGCUCACGCUCUUCCUCGUCCUCGGUUUGGCCCUGCGCCUGCGAUUCAGGUCUCGCGGCGUGCAUGCAGCGGCCAAAGAAGUCUUGGCGGAUGCUGGCAUCUCAGGAGCUGCGGCUUGGCUUCGCGCGCAGACAUACUUUCUCUGUUGCUGCCUGCAAAUGUUCUUCCGCAGGCCUUGCAGACAGAGAAUCCCGCCCAUCUUGAUGGACGAGGGCGGCACUUCGCUGCAUGCAACGCGGGGACGGAGGAGCUGCCAGAAUCCCCGAUCGGCAUCACACCUCGGUUGCUCUUCGCAGGCAUGGCGCGAGAAGAGCAGUCGACGAAACCGAAACGCCCGAUCACUCCCCGCCGUCGCGAGAACCGGCCUGUGA